GAGCAGGCAGUGACCUCACGGCGCCAUAUUAAAAUGCUCCCUCCUCUUUGCCUGUGAGAUCGUAGCUUAGCUGCAGCAGCUAGCCGCCAGUCUGCUUUUUACAUCCACAAGACUGACAGAGGGCAACGACGUGAUGGAAAUUGACUCGCUUCAAGAGGCACUCAGAGAUUUUGAUAAGACUGCAAAGAAGGAGGCAUCUCCUCUUCUGGAACAGUUUCUAUGUCACAUUGCAAAGACUGGAGAGACCAUGGUUCACUGGUCUCAAUUUAAGAACUACUUUCUGUUUAAAUUGGAGAAGGUGAUGGAUGACUUCAAAGCCUCAGCACCUGAGCAAAGAGGUCCUGCAAAUCCCAACGUGGAGUCAAUUCCAUUUGAAGAUAUGAAGGAGAGAAUCCUGAAGAUUGUGAAGGGAUACAAUGGAAUUCCAUUUACAAUCCAGCGCUUAUGUGAGCUGCUCACAGAACCCAAGAGGAACUACACAGGAACAGAUAAGUUUCUUCGGGGGGUGGAGAAGAAUGUAAUGGUGGUAAGCUGUGUUCACCCAACCUCAGAGAAAAAUGGAUGCAGUGCCGUCAAUAGAGUGAAUGGAGUGAUGCUUCCUGGGAACACAUCUGCUUUUACAGAGAGGAAAGUGAACGGUCCCGGAACUCCCCGGCCGCUGAACCGACCAAAGUUGUCUCUGGCCAACUCACUAGCAGCUAAUGGCCUGCCAGACAGCACAGACAACAAAGACCUCAACACAGAGCAAGAAGGCGACAAAGACUCAAGUGAGGUUUCAGCGUCAGGAGGUUCCUUGGGGAGCUCAGUGAAGAACAAACACCCAGACGCAGAAGAGGACAUGGAAGCCGAGCAGCAGGAGGUGAAGAGACUUAAGUUUAGCAAGGACGAGGAGGAAGACGAAGAUGAGGAGGAUGAAGAGGAAGAGCAGGAGGUGGACACACUGAGACCUUUACAUGCUGCCUGCCUCUCAAAAGAGGCAGAAGCCAUGGUCCAAGAGGAAGAGGAGAAAGUCGGGUACAGCAAAGAAAAUGAAGCCUCCAGCAGUGUUGCUGCCGCUGAAGACCAAGAACCAACAAGCAGCACCCAGGCUGAGGUGUGUGCAGGCUCAGGUCAGGAGGCUGAGCGGGCUGAGAGGGAGGUGCCAUGUGGCUCCCAGGAGGAGGGUAGUGACAUGGAUCAGACGGAGCAGCAGGCACCUGCAGGUGUCCUGGAGAGUCCUGAGACCAGCAGGGACAGCGAGGAGAGCAACAGUGACCCAGUCAGCAGCAGCAGUAGCAGCAGUGGUAGCAGCUGUAGCAUAGAGGAGAGUGCAGAAGCAGACAGAGAAGACAUAGCUCUCACUCCCUCCAGCAGUACAACUGAACCUCCUACAGAGAGCGCCAUGGAAAGUGCCGUCUUGAACACUGGGACCACUGAGGAGCCCAUGGAGCAGGACUAGACUGAAGGCCCCCUUGCAGCCAUGUGUGACCAUAAACCAGCUUGUCCUUGAAUCCAGCUUGACUGUCACUGGUAAUGAGGAUAACUGCACCUCAUACACAAGACGAACGCCUCGUCCUGCUUUUGGAAACUCCUCCAAAAUGGCGACCUGGCAUUGAUGUGGGCAUACAAAUAAAUUUUCAUUUGAAGUUUUUUUUUUUAAACAUUUUUUUUAUUAUUUUAACUGGAAUAUUUUAUUGAUCUUCUUAUCCUCUGCUUUAAAGUUUCCCUUAAAGGGGGUUGGUUUCAGCUGCCUUGAGUUUCUUGGCUGGAUUUCUUCUUUUUUUUUUUUUUUUAUUUUUUUUUUUUUAUUGGGCAAUGGGGUUGUUUGGAUGCUUGGGUGGUCUGGUUCUUUUCUUAUGCCAUUCACUCCAACCAUUUUGACAUGACAAGAUUGGUAGUCUACGUUUUGUACGCGUUAAGCCCAGUGUACCACACUACCAGGGUCAGAACAGAGCCUGACCAGCCCCUCAUUAUUUAUGAAAUUGUUCAAGAUAUGAGCUGCCACCACCAUUUCUGUUCCUGGCUGAAGAUCAUGUAAAAAUGUUCUUUAGUCACGCAAUGACCUGAACUUAACACCCCACCACCAUGUUGUUACUCCACCAAGAUCCACCAGGCAGUUGAGAACAUAAAUUGUUUUAAAAUUAAUUUCUCCAUCCUUGUGAGAUGGGAGACUAUUUUUUUUUCCAUUGUGUCCUUAUAUUAUUUUAACCAUAUUUUUGCAAUGAUACACUACCAAUCCCACUGAACAAUACUAUGACAUGCUACCUUGUAGAGGCGUCUUCUGUAAAAUUAUAUAUUUUGGAUGCAUAAAACCACCAUAAUUUAUAUGAUCAAUUCAAUGAGUUAUUUUGGAGUAUGUUUUUGUUUCGUCUGCCAGUUGUAGUUUCCAAUACCAGCUGUAAGUACAAAGAUGACUUCUGCUUUCUUUGUAUCGUGAUGUCACCAUGUUGUCUCACCGACCGAUAUCCAGAGCAGUUUCUGGUUCCAGUUCUACACCUGUUUCUGCAGCUGUACUUUUUGAUAUUUAGAAUUUUAAAUUUCUGUAAAGUAGAUUUUUGUAGAUUGUAAUACAGUAUGUGUUCACUGCCUUUGUGAAACCAUAUAUUAUUGUAUAAUUUCUGUGUAUGCUCUGAAUGCUUUUGCUUUCAGUGCGGUAUUCAGAAACAGCAAUAAAUGUUAACAUUUUUA
Siniperca chuatsi (mandarin fish) is the source of this 2667-nucleotide messenger RNA. It is a transcript of the gene ppp4r2b, whose product is annotated as protein phosphatase 4, regulatory subunit 2b. Gene Ontology annotation, biological process: protein dephosphorylation. The record is from RefSeq and is a predicted model, not a curated record. Bases 134 to 1438 code for a protein of 434 amino acids. NCBI's taxonomy places the organism in Eukaryota, Metazoa, Chordata, Actinopteri, Centrarchiformes, Sinipercidae. Gene Ontology annotation, molecular function: protein phosphatase regulator activity. The transcript is spliced from 9 exons. Gene Ontology annotation, cellular component: cytoplasm; nucleus; protein phosphatase 4 complex.